CAUAAUUACUAACUUGAACAUAAUAAAAGAAUUUAUGAAAUCUUUUGUGUGAAAUAGUUUGAAUGAUUUGAUAGAACUUUUUGGCAAUGAAUGAUAUAAAUUUGAAAUAUUUUAUGGUUAGUGAUAAAAUCAGUCAUGAAGUAGUAUAUUGUAUAUGUCUUUUUUUGUUAUAGCGUUUCAUUAACGGUUCACCAAUGAUUCUCUAACGAUUUACCACUAAACCAUAAACCAGUAAUUUUUCCGGUUCUAAAAUCAGAGCUAUUUUCAUUAUUAUAUGUUGAAGGUAGUAUAUAUAUGCCCUAGCUAGCUAGCCAGCGAUAUAUGCUUCGUGUUGAUGAAAUUGGUCAGAGCUAGUUACGUUGCUAAAUUAGAUUAGGCAAUUUGAUACUUAAUUAGACUGUCUCUUUCUCCUGCUUUUGGCUCCCAACAUAUUCUAUAUGCUGAAUUAUGUCAUUGCUAACCAAUUUGGGAAAACGUAAGGGACUUAAGUGUUUUUUUUGUUUUUGUUUUGGUGAAAACGUACUAGACCUGCUGCCACACAGCAUCUUCCCUGAAAUCUAUGUUUUGUGUUUUUGUCAAAAUUAUGUUGUCACCCAUCUUAAUUAAUUUCCACUGUCUUUUUCUUGCAAAUUAUCAGGGCAUAUAUGUAUGGCUGCUUUGGAAACUCAGGUUAUUAAUUAAGUAUAUUACUAUAUGUAAUUAUAUGUUGGCACAUUAAUUUGAUUGGAGCAACGUGUCAGAGAAGUUUUGGACGUUUACCUGUUUCUCAUCUACAAAUCUCGUCGCGACAACAAGAGUGUAAUGCUUAAGCUAAUUAAGAAGCUGCUGAUGAUGGUGGUCUUACCUGUUUUCAUCUGCAACAAAUCUCACUACGACAACAAGUGUGACGGUUAAGCUAAGCAGGUAAUGGCACUGGCCCUCAUCAUUCGCCACCAAAACGAUUUGUUUGGUGCUUUUUUUUUUUUUUUAACUUUUGGUAGCUGCUGUAUGUACUCGCGACACAGUAAAUACUAAGUUAAUAUUAAUAAUAUUCCAGUGGGUGAGAGAAAUUUAAUUUUGGAUAUUGUAAAACUCAAGCCACUCAUAUGGCCUAUAUGGGUUUGACUUCAGUAUGAUUUGAGUUUGCACCAUCCUAAAAUGGAGGUCGUCGCUGCUGGAAUUCGAACAGGAAACCUUUUGGUCGCGCUAAGGGUUUUGAUACUAUGUUAAGAACCGGUUGAUGUCAAUAAGUGUCGACCUAUAUGAAACUCGAUAUAGGUCGCAAUUGUAGGUUGGAUCAGUGUAUUGUUGUUAUAACCAUCAUAACAACUUAUAAUUUAGACCUGACCCGUUUUCCCCCGAUUUGUUUUGGGAGGAGUAUGUCGGCGAGGCGAGCAUGUGUACUUUCUUUGAUCCGGCCUACCUUAACCCGCGCAAUUCUCAAUCCAUUUUUAACUGAAUAACAUGUAAUUUUACUUUUUACUUUCAUUAUUUCAUAUUUUACAUAUUAGAAAGUUGUAAAGAUGUGAGAUUCUCAAUUUCUUGAAUUAUACAACUACAUUUCACACUAUAGUUUGUUUCUUGAAUUUUUUUAUUGAAAAACGAGCAUUUCUAAUGUUUCCCUUGAAAUUACAUACACAUAUAGGUCGACGGGAACUCGCACCCUGUAGCAGAUCUAGAAAAUUUAUAUAGGAGUGUCCCUUUUAGAAAUUCAUUGUCUACAGUGCUCAACAAAUCUCGUUCAAUCCUACUUGAUAAUCGUUCACCAGCUGAUCGCCUAUUCGAUUCCGAUACUUGUUACUGACGUAACCCAAGGUUGAAAAGCUCUCUCAACACUUCAAGUUGUAACCGUAAAACCAAUACAACUUUGAGAAGUAAAUGGAUUCAUGUAUAUGACAUAUUCAAUUUUGUCUCCACCAUCAACUUAGCUAAUUCAUUAGUUCCUUUUAAUCCACAAAAAAUAACUCAUCAUUUUUAACAUAAUGACAAUAAUUCACAAAAUCUCGUAGAAGAAAACAAUCAGAAAGGUGAUCAAACUCUCCAGGAUAAAAUCAUAUGUUAGAUUCAACGUGGAAAAAUCAUAUGUUAACUAGAAUAUGCGGUGGGUUUAAUUUUACGCUUUGAAAAACUAGGGGAUAAGGAUUACACGUUUAUAAUUACAUUUAUGAGAAAAUUACAACAACAAAUGAAGUGUAGUGAAAUAAAAAAGAUGUUCAGCAACCACUAUUGUAUUAUAUAUUCGAAUCACAUGUACUUCAAUUUAUCCCCCCCCCCCCCCCCAGACUCAAACUACUAUCGAUGUUCAGUAAUUUUACCCCCAAAUUUUAUAGGUGUCUACCAUUCACCUGAAGCCAUCCCUACUCGCACCCUCACGAUAAAUUAUCAUACCUGAACCUAACAUGUCAUGGAACGGACUAAUGUGUGUAUCAAUAUACAAUCCACACCUACCACAUUGCCAUUCCUAAUUUGUGCCACUAUUUUCAUAGGUGAGACAGUUAACAUAAUCGACGACAUAAUCUCCCAAAAUGCAUUGAUAAUAUUGCUUCAGCUAAUUAUACUACGAAAUUACAUACAAAGCCAAGAACAAGAUAUGUAACCCAAUCCAACCUAACCCGAAAAAGGCCAGACAAGGCUCCUUUCCAAGCUGAUAAUUAUUAUAACGCUUUACUUAGAAACUUACAAACACACUAUAGCUAGCUUUACAAGCCAAUAAUUGUAGACUAAACGUCAGAAUAUAUCAGAGAUAUCUUCAUGUUAAUUAUUUGAUGUGUCUGUAUAAAAAUAAAUAAAAUUUUAUUGGGUGUGUGCAGUGUGAAAUGCGCUAGAUUCCAAAGAAGGUUGAUAAAAAUAAAAAAAUUAAAGAAUAAGACGUAAAAUGGUUUUGAAAGCCAUGCACAGAAAUGACGACGGAAGACCCAACGCCACUCCUUUGCGUGCAUGGAGUGAAGUUCCCUUUUCAUCAACCACUACAUUGCCACCUGUUAAUUAGCGACACCCUUGGGAGCUAAUUAAUUAUCAACCCCACCAUUUUUUCUAAGUAAAUUCAGUGGCAGAAUUAUAAUCUGUGUAUUCGGCUGUUGAGAAAAGCAUUGAAAAUAGUACAAUGAUCAACACCAUUAAUUAUCCUCUUGUUUAAAAUCUAGAGGUUCGAAUCAAAAGCUAUAAAAACAAGUUGAAAACAAUUUCGUGUGUUUAGUGUGUUUUCGCUAGUUCUAAAUCUUGAUGAUUUCACCAUUGAAUUAGUUGGCCGGCCCCUCUGCAAUUACUUAAUUAUCAUUCUGGUUAUUAUUUAGAUACAGUGAAAGCUUGUUGGAGAUAUCGUUGUGAUUGUAAUCGCAACAUUUCAACAUUUUCUAAUCAAUAUAUUGUCCGCUAUAGAUUACUCCAAAUACAGUUUUGCUUUUGGAUGCAUUAUCUAAAUACAUUUUCUAAGCAUGUUUAACUUUAGAGUUCUUACGAGAGCUCAUUAAUGUCAUCCCAAAAUGCAUCUUGUCUUGUCAGUUAAAUAAGAAUGAUUUCAAAAGAAUAAUGAAUCUCUCUCGAACUGCUUAGGGUGUUACGGUAUUUUCUAGAAUGAAUAAAAGAAAAUUUGUUGACAUGUUUUCUUUAAUGAAUGAUUGAUUUAUUAAAACAAAAAUACAAUGAUGAGAGCAAAAUACUAUAAUGAUGUAGAAGUUGGGUCUUCAUUUUAAGAGUUAUAGGUAUAAUAUGCUCCUGUACUUUGUACUUUUAUCAAACAUGCACUUUUACUAUUUUUUACAUCAAACAUGCCCCUGUACUUUGUAAAAAUUAUCAAACAUGCACUUUUGUUAAAAUUUUCAUCCAAAAAUCGUUAACCAUCGCCGAACUUUGGUUAACAUCAAAUGUCUAAAAUAUCCCUAAUAAUUUUACUUUAGAAUUUUUUUGGUUCUUUUGUAUAUCUAAAUAAUUCAAAUAAUUUCAAUUUGAAGAGACCCAGAGAAAUAAAAUGGGGGACAAAACUGGUAUUUUCCCUCCCAUUUGCCGAUGUCGGGUCGUCUAAAUCUUGGUUCAACCAUGAUUGACGAUUUUUCAAUGGAAAUUUUAGCAGAAGAGCAUGUUUGAUGUAAAAAAAUAGUAAAGGGGCAUGUUUGAUAAAACGUAAUAGUAGAUUGACAUAUUAUACCUAUAACCCUUAUUUAACCGUUUGUGUGAAUUUUCUUUGACAUGUUGCUAAAGAUAUUGGAAUGGGGAAGUUUCUCUUCAAAUUCGAACCUAAGAUUUCUAUGUUGAAAAUUAAUGAUCGCUACAAGAAAAUCAACAUUUAGUUAAGGCUGGAAAAAUAAAGCGCACCACUUUAAAAUUUGUGGAUCAAACCGUACCUUAUAGUUUGGUCAUGGCCAUAGACUGUUAAUUAAGAAUGUUCUGGUUUGGUCCUUGGUAUGUAUUAUAGGACGUAUUGAGCAUUUGGUCUGGUCUGGUUCAGACUACGGUUUACCAGACACAAACCGUGGAUCCAACCCACUUCCUAAUUCGCGUUUUAGCAACUCACUCUCUCUCUCAACUCUUCGACAAUGACCAAACUAAAAUGCUGAUUUUUAUUCGAUAUGGUCUACACGGUACAAACCAUAUCGGACUAGACUGCACAUACAUGUUCUAAAUUAUAUAUUAUCUGUUCUAUUUCUGAUCCGUACUCCAACUUCUCGAUCUGAAAUCAUUGGAUCGAUCCUCUCUUUGACCAAAUUGAAUCAUAUCCCAGUCCUAUUUUAGUGGCUUCUAUUGGAACACAUUAAAUAAUUCCCCUCUUAAAACAAUUUAAUUGUUAGGCCAAAUCCAAGUCGAUCGCACAAUCAAAACACAACUAAACAAAGGGGGGGCUAAAACAAAAAGAAAGAAAGAAAGAGUGUCCGAGUAGCCAAUAUCAAUCACCCUUUCUUUUUUACAUUUGACCGACAGUUCCCCGUCUUUAGGGUUUGAAGUUCCACGAAAUAAUGAUGCUGUUGUUAUUGGCUUAUUCCUCUAAAGUCCAAACCCUUUACUUUCCUUUUUUUUCCCCCAUUUUUUUUUUUUUUUGGUUGCCCGUGUUUCGUCUCCAAACACGGAUGGUGACGAUCACCAAAUUCAACGAGCUAGCGAGAGAGAAAGGAGGCGUAUUGGGGGACAUCAACUGUCAAUUCAAGCUUUUGCAUAUGUGGAGGGAACUGUCUCCAUCUCAGUCAACCAACCCAUUUCCUCACAUUAAAAAAAAAAAAAACACCACAUUUAUAACCAUUUUCCAUCACCAGAGACAACAAGCAAACGAAGGACCUAAUAAUCUAUGUAUAUAAAUACAUACUCAGGCCGGCCAUUUGAUUCUGCAGCUGGUUGGAGCAAAGGAAGCAUAACCCAUUUCCACAAGUUAACGUAAACUCACAGAGAGAGAAUGGGAAGGUCUCCUUGCUGCGACGAGGACGGGCUGAAGAAGGGUCCGUGGACUCCGGAAGAGGACAAGAAGCUGGUGGAUUACAUACACAAAAACGGCCAUGGCAGCUGGAGAGCUCUCCCCAAGCUCGCCGGGCUGAAUAGGUGCGGCAAGAGCUGCCGGCUGAGGUGGACUAACUACCUGAGGCCGGAUAUCAAGAGGGGGAAGUUCUCUCAGGAUGAAGAACAGACCAUUCUCAAUCUCCAUUCCAUUCUUGGCAACAAGUGGUCAGCAAUAGCAAGUCAUCUCCCCGGGCGAACAGACAACGAGAUCAAAAAUUUCUGGAACACACACCUGAAAAAGAAGCUGAUCCAAAUGGGGUUCGACCCGAUGACCCACCAGCCGCGGACCGACCUGUUCGCCACGCUGCCUCAGCUCAUGGCCCUGGUCCAGCUGAAGGACCUCCUGCUCGACCACACCAGCAGCAGCAACCCACUCGACCACCAGACCAUGAGGCUCCAGGCCGAGGCCCUCCAGCUCGCCAAGCUCCAGUACGUCCAGUACCUCCUCCAAUCCUCAUCCUCCACCUCAUCACCACCAACCCCACACCACCAACACCAAAACGGCGCCGUAUCAUCCGACAUGGAACUCAUCAACCUCCUCAAUUCUCUCCCUAACCAGCAACUGAUCAAUAAUUCCGAGUAUGGAUUUGGUGGUAACAUAAUCUCUUCUUCUUCUUCUCCUCCCAUGGCGGCCAAUAAUAAUACUCACCAACCACUCCACCAUAUUCUACUCCCUCCUUUGUGUGACCCACGAGAGGAAGAAGCAGUCACUUUCAUGAGCCCUUCUUCUUCCUCUUGCUUGCCCGCGCAAACAACUCCCACAACCACUACAGCGACCACCGUGGCGCUUAAUAAUAAUAAUAAUAGUAGUACCAAUCAUAAUGUCAAUGUUCCCUCGUCGGCGGAGAUGAUGAGCUCGUGGCCGGCGGCGGUUGUUCUACCGUCAUCCUCCAACAGCAAUCCGGCGGCAGGCGGCGGCGGCGGGGAUGGUGGUAGCAGCAGCAGCUCUAGCUACGCCGGCGGGGUGACUUCUUCUUAUAGUAAUUGGCCCGAACUUUUCCUCGACGAUCCUAUUCUCAGCGAGAUUUCCUUGUGAUCAGUACGUAUACUACGUGCGUUAGUAAUUAAUCUUUUAUUUUAUUUUUUUCACAAGGAGAGCUUAAUUAUUAUCGUUUAAUUUUUCUUACAAUUUAGUUAUACAGGUAUCUACCUAGCUUUAGCUUGUAACCGCUGUGGAAUAUUUUAUAUUUUCCGGUUGUUUUUCUUGUUUGUAUAUGUAAGUUUAUACGGAUGAGAAUAUGUUUAUUUAGGGAGUGUAUGUAUCAUACUAUACGGUACGUAGAGAUAAUAUGUAGAACUUGGUAUCAGUAUUUGUGGACACAUUUUAUACACACUCCAUAUAUAUAUUACGGGUGUUUAUAUUUGAUUAUUUGAUCAUAUGUGUGUAUAUAUAAUAUGGGUAAUCAGGAUUGUGUUUGACCAUGAUUGAAGUUGAAGAGAAACCAAGAUCAGGCCAUAGAGAUCCUCCUACUGAUAGGCCAAGUAAUAUCGCUGGUUUUAAACGUGGAGGUCACAGAUUCGAAUUCCUUAAGUAACACUUAAUAUAUCGUCCUUAUCUAAACAAUAUAUGUAACUUAUAUGCCAUAUCCUUUAGUUACAUUUUAGGAAUUGAGAUUGAUUCUAGAGAGUUAUUAGGUAAUUAAGAUUGUGAUCGAUAUAUUAAAAAAAUAUAAAGAAAUAGCAAGAAUUUAGAAUUAAUUAAAUAUAGGAAUAGCCCACAAUCACUAGAGAUGUCUCACUUUUUGAUAACUCGCUAGCCCCGUCCAUCCCAAAUUUGGCUUUCUAGUUCUUUUUAUAGGUCACUUUCUUCUCUCACUGAUCAAUCUCUUGUUAUUUUAAGAAUACCAAAGAAGAGUUUUCACCAGUUAUUAGCAGUUUCUCAUCCUCCAGUCCGUCGAAUCGGAGAUUACCAAUUGCAUAAAAUUGAGAUAUCACAAUCUCUUCUCUUUGCCCACGUAUUGGCUAAACAAGCCCAUGAAUCUUUAUUUAGUUUCUUAGCCCCGAAAUAAGAUCUUGUAAUUAAUUCAUUCAAUCAAGACAUCAAGUGAAUCCAUUCAAUGAGGACUUCUAGUUUUUUUAUCAGGUUCUUUCAUCUCAACUUAUCAUUACAAGAUUUUUGGUCAUGAAAUUAAACCUACAAAUCUACAGUCUAUAAUAAUGUUUGAGCUAAGAGUGUUCAAACCAUUAUUUAUUCAUUAAUUUAUUUAAUUUUUAGUUGCGAAGAUAAUAAAUUUAGUAUUCGAAAAUACCGACAUUGUUCCAAAAUAUUUUGGAAUUCUGCUACCAAAUUUAUUAGAGAGUGGAAUUGAUUUCAUAGUAUUACUGAGUAUUCAGAAUAUAGUAUUUGGUAUUAGACUACUUAUACAAUAUCGAUUUCCACUCCUACUUGCAUUUCAACGAUUAGGCAAUUAAAUGGGUUAAGACAUAAUUAGUGGAAGUAUAUAGAGAAGUAUAGAGUUACAAGUAUCAUUCGGAUACAUGCAUGGUAAUUUGAUGAUUGAGUAUAUAUUUAGGUGAUAAAAAUGAUAAAAUGUUUCAUCUGAAUAACCGUAAUGUCAUUACCUAUGUGUAGUGUGGUUAUCAUUUUAAAGGGAAUGUUUGGAGAGAAACAGAGAAAUAACAAAAAGGCUAACCUGGUUUUUUUUAAUGAAUGGGUUAUAGGUAUAAUAUGUCACUCUACUAUGACGUUUUAUCAAACAUGUUCCUUUACUAUUUUUUACAUCAAACAUGUCCCUGUAUUUUGGAAAACUUAUCAAACUUGCCCUUUUGUUAAAAUUUUCAUCCAAAACCGUUAACCAAAACCAAACUUUGGUUUGGGCGACCCAAAUAUCUAAAAUAUCCCUAAUAAUUUCACUUUAGAGUUUUUUUUGUUCUUUUGUAUAGCCAGAUAAUUCAAAUAAUUUCACUUUGACGAGACCUAGAGAAAUAAAACAAGGGUCAAAACUGACAUUUCACCUCCCAUUUAUCGAUGUCAGGUCAUCUAAAUCUUGGUUCAAGCAUGAUUGACGAUUUUUUCAAUGAAAAUUUGAACUGAAGGACAUGUUUGAUAAUUUUUCCAAAUUGCAUAGGCAUGUUUGAUGUAAAAAAUAGUAGAUGAACAUGUUUGAUAAAUCGUCAUCGUAGAGGGGCAUAUUAUACCUAUAACUAUAACUUUUAUGAAUUGGCUAAUCUGGUUUGUAGGAGACUAGAGACACAAGAAAAAAUGACAAGAGACAUGAGCCAAGAAGCAAAUCAAACCAAGAUUCGACUAAAAACAAACAAAUUUUUCUACCAAAAAAAAAAUUGGUGCGGUUUCUCAGCCCAUCGGAAAAUCGUAGAGAGCUCCAUACUUUUCUAUUUGGGCCGGGCCUUUCUUUGGGCUUCCUGCUGAAAAAACCCAAUGGGUCUUUUAUUUUAAAUUCCAGGCUUAGCUGAACACAAAGCUGAAAGCACGGGCAAUAGCAAUUAGAGUGUGUAUGUUCCAAUUAACGAAAUUUGCCUUUUAACGAUUAAAUAAAUUAAAUGAUAAAAAAUAUCGAAAAUAGUAACAAAAAUUAGGUUUUUCAUGAAAGGUGAUGAGCACACAUGCAUUGAAUCAAAAGAAAAAGAGUCAUACAAUUUAUUCCUUUCCGAUUAAAUGAAGUUAUGUAUCCGACCAAAAAAAAUGAAGUUAUGUAGAAUGAUUGUAUACCUUCUAUGAUUGCUGAUAAAGUUUUCUUCAAUUGAUUUUGAACAAAAGCACCCAUCAAUUCCUUAAAAAAAAAAAAGAGAAUCAAAUUUAUGUAAUGAUUUUUAUUAUGAAGAAACCGAAUAAAUUAAAAGACUAGGUAUUAGUGCCCACAGAGGCAUAGAUACAUCAUUUUAUCCUCCAAUUAAAAUUGUUACAUGCAUCCACAUUAUACACAUGAUGGAUCAAAACGAGAGCUUAAAAUGAUUCGGAACGUUUCAAAUUAAGCUUUGCUUUUUUUUUUCUAGACGAAUCAAAUAAACAAAAUAAUGAUAGGCGUAGCAUAUUAUACAAUGAUGAAAAUGUGGCAGGGCGGGUACUUCAAUAUUCAUAUCUAUCAACACUAAGUGCGGUUGGGGUGGUUAAUACACACGCGGGUAUUCCAUGGAGCGGGUCGAUUCAUUCUUGCAUGUUAUUUGAAAAUGUUACUAGCAAAAUUUUACUUUUUAUGAUAAAAUGAAAGAAAAAUUAUUUACUAAUGAAAAACAGUGAUAAUAUAAUGAGUAACUGAGUAUGAUUAGCUAAAAAAGUCAAAAUAAGAAAAAUAUGAAUAAAUAUAUUAAGAAGUUGAGUUAAAAUGCGAAGUGAGAGGCCGGGGCAAGAAAAAGAAUCGAGUCGAUCAGGCUCGACGACCGGGAGAAGGACAACCUCAGAACAAGGCGAGGCAGUCAAGUUAGGGUCGAAAGUAGAUAUUCGUACCCUGUUCCACGCUUUUAUAGAUAGAAUAAUAUUCGCUUAAUCACGGAUAAUAUCGAGUAAUACCAACGAAACUGGUUGAAAGUAUCAUCCCUGAUAUUAUAGAUAUAGAGAAACAGUCUUGUGUUUCCAUCAUUAAGGGGAUAAGAUCGGCAUGAACUGGAAAAUUGAUUAGGGGAGCCAUUGUGCUUUUUCCUCUUGUCAUCGAGUUGAUGACUAUGUCAAUAUACAAUUUGUUGUUGCUAUUUGGUAAUGUAUAAUAAAACGACAUGCUGUCCAUUAAAGAGGGUAAAUGAGUUGUUUGUUACAUUUAUUUUCUUUGUUGGAUUUGAUUGGCCUAGUUUUGAUUUUUUUUAUUUCACAUUCACGAUGCAAUCGUACUCAUAUUAUUAUUGUCAAGAACCAAUUGCUCCCAAUAACUUGAGUUAUUGGAACCAGUUGGGUUUUGACAUGGUAUCAGAGCCUGGUAUGACCGAGAGGUCUUGUGUUCGAUUCCCAAAGACCCCCAUUUGUUAAGCACAUGGUAUUCUUGUCUUCAGACAUGUGAAAACUUCCAGCCAUUGUGAGUGGCUUUCGUUUGAGGGGGCGUGUUAGUGUUGUGGUAUAUGAUCCACAAUUGAAUCUCUUCUUCGAGUUAUUGGAACCAUUUGGUUUAUGACAAUUAUUACUUGUGAAUCAACCUUGUUAGUCAAUCGAAUUUGAGUUACUAUAUGUUUUCGUAUGAUCAUUGAGUUAAUAUAGGUUUCAUACGAUUCACACCCGAAUUUUCUGUCUUUAUUUGCAAGAAAAUCGCAACACGAAUCUAGCCUCUGUAAAUGCGACAGACUCGAUCAUUACUGAAUAUGUCCAUCGAGUACUUAGUUUGGUGGAUAAUGAUGAACAUAGCUAUGACCUCCGGUAGAUCCGCCCUCUCUAGAAAGGUCACCAUUGCAUGAUAAUCAAGCAGAAAAACUCAAUCUUCUUCGCGCCCCAUCAGUUCGCUUGACAAACACCAUUAAGAAAUCCUCUCGUUCAGUUAUCAUGAUCGUAAAAACUCUAUCGUUUGAUUAUAAACUUCUCAAGCACAAUCACGUUACUGUACAUAUACUUAAGAUAAUAACUUUUCGGUGUAAAAGUAUUUACAUAUAUGUGAUAAGAGUGGAGUGGUGUCCCUCUCAUCAUAGGAGCAUUUCAUGUAUGUAAGUCCAAUUAUUAUUAGUACUAUAAUCAAAUCCAACCAACCGACUUCCUAUAAAUAAAAGGCAUAAUUAGUAUACUUACAUGAAAACGAUCCCUUCAUACGCUUGAUUAAUUGGACGUUUAUGCAAUUUCGAUUAAUAAUCAAUCUUUUUUUUUCGAACAAAAUAAUUAAUAAUCGAUCGAUGUCCACCAACCCAUCUUCUUAUCUACUCAUCGUACAAACGUCAUUGUUCUUCUAAUUCGAGUUAGACGUGUACACAAAUUUUUGUCUCUGUACUUUAAAUUGGGCCAGAAGAUGGCAGUCUGUAAUCUGUAUAGCCUAUCGACCAUGGAAAGCCCAAAUCGGCCCUUCUUCUUUUUUGCACAAAAGCCCAAAUUCGGCCUUCAAGUUGCGACGCGGUGAAAAAGUCCUUACAGCGUCAGCAAGCAUCUUUGGACUUUGAUCCUUUGCCCCUAUCCCUAUCCCUCGGCCCACGUGAUUGAUGGUUCUCACGUCGGCCAGUCAGAAAUCAGUCCUGGAAAAAAUUAUCCGUAGCCGACUCCGAUCAUAAUCUCACAAUAAUAUUCAAGAGUUCAAUAAUUCGCCACAGGAAAUUUUAAUGGAAAUGGAUCAUGAUUCAGAAUUUUUUUGUUGUUGUUGUGAGGGCAGGCGUCUUUGAUCGACUGUUAUAAUCGACGAAAUACAGUUCAGUGUUCACGACUUUUAUUUUAUAAAUUGAUUGAAUUCUAACGACUAUGAUGUAUGACAUGUUCAAAUCAAAUGGAAUUUUCGAA
Linum trigynum is the source of this 11815-nucleotide messenger RNA. Lineage: Eukaryota; Viridiplantae; Streptophyta; Magnoliopsida; Malpighiales; Linaceae. The record is from the annotation of a GenBank genome assembly.